CAACCAAAAAAGGCUUCUCCACAACACUACAAACCCAUCAACUAUAUCUCACACAAACUGUAAACAUCACAGUAAAAAAUAACACAUGGAAUCUGAAGGGCAACAACAACAACAAAACACUUCCAACAAUCCAUCAUCUAUGAUCGCAGCUGUUCUAUCCAAAAGAGCCAAACAUCAUGAAGAUCUCCGAGCCAUUGAAAAACAGGUUUAUGACAUGGAGACGGCUUAUUUACAGGAUUCAAGCCAACUUGGAAAUGUAUUAAAAGGUUAUGAAGGGUUUCUGUCAGCAUCUAAGAGCACAUCACUCUACAAGCGAAGUAGGAAAUUUCAACCGGAAGAUAGGCUCUUUUCACUAUCUUCAGUCACCUCACCAGCAACUGAAGAACAAGCUGCAAUGGGAGCUGCAUCUGGGAUGGGACCGGGGAAACCGAAGAAGGGUAGGCCUGGACCGAGGGAUGUGAGAAGAAUCAGGCAAUACAGUGAACCUGACUUCGACUAUGAAGAUGAUCCAGAUUUGAUAUGACAUAUUUUAUAUCAAGGCUUAGAGUUAGUACUUAGUUAUGCUACUGUAAAGAUUAAAGAUAUAAAGAAAAAUUGGUGUUGCAAAUAUGAUUGCGGGGGAACUAAAGUUGCAAUUAUUAGUCAAAAUUUUCUGUU
This is a messenger RNA of Erigeron canadensis, 657 nucleotides long. Its product is annotated as chromatin modification-related protein MEAF6-like. Gene Ontology annotation, cellular component: histone acetyltransferase complex. The transcript is spliced from 6 exons. The record is from RefSeq and is a predicted model, not a curated record. The coding region runs from base 86 to 523 and encodes 145 amino acids. Lineage: Eukaryota; Viridiplantae; Streptophyta; Magnoliopsida; Asterales; Asteraceae.